Vicia villosa (hairy vetch) is the source of this 1867-nucleotide messenger RNA. Its product is annotated as soyasapogenol B glucuronide galactosyltransferase-like. Lineage: Eukaryota; Viridiplantae; Streptophyta; Magnoliopsida; Fabales; Fabaceae. Gene Ontology annotation, molecular function: UDP-glycosyltransferase activity. The transcript has a single exon. The record is from RefSeq and is a predicted model, not a curated record. The coding region runs from base 61 to 1575 and encodes 504 amino acids.
AAAUAUCAACUCUUCAAAGAAAAAAAACACACAUCCACCUCAAUCAUUCCAAAAGAAACAAUGAAGUUUCAACAAUCCCAUAACCAACUUCAUGUAGUUUUUGUUCCAUAUCCAACUCCUGGCCAUAUGAUUCCCAUGAUAGACACAGCAAGACUAUUUGCCAAACAUGGUGUUAAUGUUACCAUCAUCACCACACCUGCCAGUGCUUCAACCUUCCAAAAAUCCAUUGACACUGACUUCAAUUCAGGAUACUCCAUCAAAACUCAUCUCAUUCAGUUUCCUUCUGCUCAAGUUGGUCUCCCUCAUGGUGUUGAAAAUCUCAAAGAUGGCACUUCACGUGAAAUAUUCGCAAAAAUUUGCCGUGGAAUAUCAUUGCUCCAAAAACCAAUUGAGGUUUUGUUUCAUGAUCUUCAACCUGAUUGUAUAGUCACUGAUCUGAUGCAUGAUUGGACCGUGGAUGCAGCUGCAAAACUUGGCAUUCCGACCAUUCACUAUUACAGCGCAAGCUACUUCUCCAACUGCGCCUUUCGUUAUAUUGCGAAGUAUAGACCUCAUGAUGUUUUAGUUUCUGAUACACAGAAAUUUACUAUUCCUGGUUUCCCUCAUACCAUUGAGAUGACUCCUCUGCAGAUUUCUGAUUGGUUAAAGGUCAAAAAUACUGACCCAGCCCAUGUUAAACUAACUUUGGAUUUGGCACCAACUUUUGAGUCAGAGGAUAGAAGCUAUGGGACGCUAUACAAUAGUUUUCAUGAACUGGAAAGUGAUUAUGAGAAACUUAAUAAAACUACAAUAGGGAUCAAAUCUUGGAGUGUAGGACCAGUUUCAGCUUGGGUGAACAAGGAUGAUGAAAGAAAGGCUAAUAGGGGACACAUGGGGAAGAGCUUUGGAAAAGAGAAAGAGCUGCUAAAUUGGCUUAACUCUAAGCCAAAUGAUUCUGUGUUGUAUGUAAGUUUUGGAAGUCUUUCUAGGCUUUCUCAUGCACAGAUUGUUGAAAUAGCUCAUGGACUUGAAAAUUCAAGUCACAAUUUCAUCUGGGUUGUUAGAGAAAAGGAUAAAGAUGCGGAUAAAGAAGGUUUUAUUUAUGAUUUUGAGGAAAGGAUGAAGGAAAGCAACCAGGGAUAUAUCAUAUGGAACUGGGCACCUCAGCUUCUGAUAUUGGAUCACCCUUCGACCGGAGGAAUUGUGACUCACUGUGGUUGGAACUCAACUCUUGAAAGUGUGAAUGCUGGUUUGCCGAUGAUUACAUGGCCAAUGUUUGCUGAUCAGUUUUUUAAUGAGAAGUUGCUUGUUGAUGUUUUGAAGAUAGGAGUUUCUGUUGGAUCAAAAUUGAACAAGUUUUGGCUUGGCAUUGUUGAAGAGAUAGUGGUGGAAAGGGAAGAGAUUGCAAAGGCUGUUGCGAUUUUGAUGGGAAAUGACCGAGAGGGAAAAGAAAUGAGGAUGAGAGCAAAAAAGCUUGGAAAUGCUGCCAAGAGGACUAUAGAGGAAGGUGGAGACUCUUACAACAACUUGGUUCAGUUGAUUGAUGAGUUAAAAUCAUUGAAGAAAUCUAAAGCACUUGGCGAGAAAACAUAUUAGAUGGUAGAAGUGAGACAGAUAGCGUAAUCUUGGCGCUUCGAUGAAAAAACAUUGAAUCAAUCUUGUGCAAUGCAAUGAUGAUAAAACAAGUUAGCUUUUUGAAUGAAAUUUACAUGUUAAGCUAAGAAAAAGAUGCGAUGAUGAAUUAAAUAUCCUUGUUUACUUUGGUUUGCCUUUAUAGUAUUUAUCAUUGGUUAUAUUGAUUCAUCACUACAAAUAUUUAGUGUUCUAUCAGGCCAUGUGCUAUAUGCUGUAUAACUUUUGUUUGCAAUAAAGAUGAUAUAAAUGAAAC